This is a messenger RNA of Triplophysa rosa, 1199 nucleotides long. RefSeq lists its product as uncharacterized. The record is from RefSeq and is a predicted model, not a curated record. The transcript has 2 exons. Bases 334 to 984 code for a protein of 216 amino acids. NCBI's taxonomy places the organism in Eukaryota, Metazoa, Chordata, Actinopteri, Cypriniformes, Nemacheilidae.
ACAAUUCUGUCGAGUGCUCAAACCAGCAGACCAGAAAUGGAUAGCUCAGUGUCUGUAUGACAGCACAGGGCGACUGAAGCAGCAGUUUUCACAAAACUGGUUUCAUCCACCAAGUCCCAGCAAGCCUACUACUUCACCUCCUGAUCCAAGCUGUUACUUUAGGCAGGAGGUGUUUCUGUGGGCACCAAUGAGGAUGUGGGGUAUUCCUCUGAAAUGCACACAGUGCAAUAGGAAGAUGCAUCAUUCAGGCUUUACACUAAAGCUAGGGAAGUCAUUGAUGUUGACUCCAGAUAUUACCCAAUCGGAGUGGACUACCCUCGCUGCAGUAAGUGUAUGAUUCCUGUCUGCCCCUGGAGUUCAGAGAUCCUUAAACAGCUGGAUCCCUCCCACAGAAAUAAAUUCCCCGCUGUUCUCACCACUCACCUUGCCCUUGACAGGAAGUGUUUGACUUUGCUAAAGCCAAGAACUGCAGGAAACAGCUCCAGUUUCUUGCAACAAGCGCUGGAAGAAAUUCAUAGUGAGGAGUGGGCAAGACGGACUAUAGACUACCUGACAGACUGUGAGCUUCACAAAAAGAGAUGUGCCCUGACCCAAUCAGAAGUGGUUUAUGAGCAGCCUCCACCUUUUUGCCCCUUACCGCUGGCACAGUGGUUUGAGACUGCCCAUGCCAAUGAAAUCCUCAGUCACCUUGAUGAGCUUAAGGGUGUUGUAACAUCAACAUAUGGUAGCAUCCUGAAGCUUGAUUCUACCAAAAAGAUUACUAAAAAGCUUGCUGGUGGCAUUGCGGACACUGCUACCUGGAUGACCAACAUUGUCAAUGAGUUUGGCCAAGUCCUAAACUGUGUCCUAACCACUGGUGAGGGAGCUGGCUUAGAUGACUUGUGUCAGGGCAUUGUGAAGCGAUACAAGGAUGCUGGGGAGCCAGAUCCAGCUGCGAUUUAUGUUGACAGGGACUGCUGCAGCGAGACAGGUUUGUCGUCUUAAGCCUUUACCUAACAGGAAUGUGUGUACAUUUAUGCAUUUCUAAUCCAUAUCAGCAACCAUUUUAGGCAUGUUUCUCAAUGAGAAUAAAUCACAUAUCUGCAUCGUUCAUAUUUUGUUCAUGUUCGUUCAAAUGCAAAACCCUCUAAAAACACCUCUGUCAAAAAUGAGAUUAUAAUGUUGAUGAGUGAAUGAUGAGUGAAUGCUCUCUACAUAAA